AGUUGUCUGUGGUACUGAUUGGGUACUGGGUACUCCGUGGGUCCCUGUGGGUCGGUGUAAUCGGAUUACUUCAUUCUUCACCUCUGAUUCGGAGGAAACUCCCCCGGACUCACUGACUGAGGGUGGAGAGGAAACACCGGUACACGCGCACAGGCUCCACGCGCGGAGGGAGGGGACGAACCCGCGCGCCCAUUCAGCUCCUCCGGCUCUAACAGAAACUCUUCUGCUUCGGUUCGAACUCAUUUCUUUCACCGGGUUCAUUUUUCAUCUGUUUUGUUUAAUUUUUUACUUUAGUGUCGGUUUGUCGGACUCACUGGAGGCUCGCGCGCACAAACGGACUGACAACCGUUUUACGCACGAGACAUCGGAGACCCCGGGGAGCAACAGGAGGAUCCAGAACCGGGUUCGAGCGGACAACACGACCCGUUGUCUGUGUUUCCUGAAGUGUUUCUUCGUCGUCAUGGUUCAGAGACUGUGCUCCACCAUGGUCCUGCUCCUGCUCCUGGUCCUGGUCCUGGUCCUUGCGCUGGCCCCAAUCCCCUUGACAGUGGCGUACAGUCUGGACCAGGACCACAGUCUGGGGUUCCGAGGUCCACCCUCCUCAAUGUUUGGAUACUCAGUCCUGCUGCAUCGACACAAAACCCAAACCUGGUUGGUCGUCGGGGCGCCCGUUGCUAACUCCUCGUCCAAUCCCUUCACUCUGUCUCCUGGAGCUAUUUACCGCUGUGGCGUGGAUGAACAUGGCGCCUGUCAGCUGAUGCACGCUGAUGUAUCACGAUGUGGGAAGACAUGUGAAGCAGAGAGUGACCAUCAGUGGCUGGGCGUUAGUCUGUCCAGACAACCUGGAGACAACGGACACAUUCUGGCAUGUGCUCACCGAUGGAAGAACGUCUUCUACUCCAGGAAAGACCAGAACCACAAGCUGCCCAAUGGAGUCUGCUAUCGGUAUGGCAACGACCUGAGCCACGCCCAGCCCAUCAUCCCCUGUUACAGAGACCACCAGAGGAAGUUUGGGGAGGAUUAUGGGUCGUGUCAGGCCGGCAUCUCCAACGUCCUGACAGAGGAUCUGAUUGUCAUGGGGGCCCCGGGGACAUCCUACUGGACCGGGUCUGUCCUGGUCUACAACACAACCAGCAGAGCCAUGGCAGUUUAUCUGGACGACAACUCAGAGACUAUCAGCUUUGGCAGCUACCUGGGUUAUUCUGUUGCAGCUGGUCACUUUCUGAGUCCCUCUAGUUUGGAGGUGGUGGGCGGAGCUCCGCAGUACAACCAGCGUGGAAAGGUCUACAUCUUCUCCAUCGAAUCCAGCAUGUUACGGGUCAUCUCUACAGUGUCGGGAAUGGAGCUGGGAUCGUACUUCGGCUCCAGUGUUUGUGCCGUUGAUCUGAACGCUGAUGGGCUGUCAGACCUGCUGGUUGGUGCUCCCAUGGCAACAGGCGCGGCCAGGGAAGAGGGGCGGGUUCACGUGUACAUGAACCAGGGGGAGGCUGAGCUGUUGGAGGCGGAGUUUCAGCUAAAAGGAAGUGAUGCCUACGCUGCCCGGUUUGGUGAGGCCAUCGCUGACCUGGGAGACCUGGAUGAUGACGGUUACCCAGAUGUGGCGGUCGGUGCCCCACAGGAAGACGAACUGAGAGGAGCCGUUUACAUCUACAAUGGCCGAGAGGACGGCAUCUCACCAACUCCUUCACAGCGGAUUACAGGAUCCAUGUUGGGUCGUGACCUCAGGAUGUUCGGCCAGUCACUGAGUUCAGGGGUGGACAUCGACGGCAACGGUUACCAGGACGUGGCCAUCGGUGCGUUCCUGUCAGACUCAGCUGUCGUUCUCAGGACCCGUCCUGUUGUCCGGGUGGAGGCGUCUCUGGUUCUGCCGGAGCAGGUUGACCAGCAGGUGGCGCUCUGCAGAGAUCAUAAGACUCCGUCGGUGUGUUUCAACGUCACUGUGUGUUUCACCGUCAGCUCCAGACAGUACAGAGGAGCCAUAGAUCUUCAGUAUAAUUUGACCUCUGACCUCCUCCAUAAGCCGUCCUUCCCUCAUCGUUUCUAUUUCCAUGGAAACGGCUCAUCCAACAGCACAAAGGGGCGGGUGAGGGCGCGGCUGGGCCAGCUCACCUGUACAUCUCACCUGGCUCUUCAGAGGAAGGACGUGAGGGACAUUUUCACACCGAUCCGCUUCGAGGUUUCCUACGGCCUCAGAGAAACCCACGCCCACAGGAGCCCAUCCAGGUCUUUACCACCAUUAAAGCCCAUCCUGCAGCAGGGGGCGGGGCGUCAGAACAGCGUCAGCAGACAGACCCGUUUUGCUCGUUCCUGUUUUCUGCUCAACUGUUCGACCGAUAUGCAGCUUUCAGCUCAGCUCGUUCUGCCGCAGCGGCGUCCAUACUUUGCCCUCGGCUCUACACGAACCGUCAUGUUGAACGCCACAGUGACCAACGCCGGAGAUGACGCCUUCCUGCCCCGCCUCACGCUGCGUUUCCCCGACCACAUCCACUACGUUCGUGUGCUGCAGACGGAUGAUGCGUUGGUGAGCUGUGACCUCAUACAGGAAGUCAACAGUACGGUGGGCGUGGACUGCGGCGUCUCCGGCCUCCUGCUGCCGGCUCACACCCAGCUGAACGUCAGUUUCCUGUUCGACGUGAGUCAGAACAGUACGGCAGGAGACAUCUCCAUCCAAGUCAGCACCAGCAGCGAUAACUAUGAGAAUGAGGAGUAUCUCCAUGACAACGCCCUCACUCUGCUGCUUCCUUUGAAGUAUGAAGUCGACCUCAACAUCCAUGGUUUCGUGAGUCCGACCUCCUUCGUGUUUGGAGAUGAAGACUUGACUCCAGUUGCCUGUUUUAACGAGAGGUUUAACUACACGUACAAGGUAUUAAACUCAGGUCAGAGCAGGUCGGUGGACACUGUGGUGGAAAUCACCCUGCCCAAGACCCUGACUCCUCACCGCCACCGUCUGCUGCAGGUGGUCGACUGGCAGUCAUCUCAGGGGGUUUGUUCCAUCAGUGAUACAUCGAUUCCCGUCAUCGAGGACUGUGAUGUCCCCCAGGCAUCUUUUAUCAAACAGCUGGUCUUCUUCUUCUCCUCCACGACCAUGCGCACCAUGUUCUGUGGACACGAUGGCCUCCUGUGUGAGCGGUUGGUGUGUCGCCUUGGUAACCUGGAGGCGGGGCGAGUCGCCACCAUCCAACUGGACAUCAGACUGAACCCAAAGGUUCUCCUGCAGGCACCGGGCCGUCAUGGCGUCAUGGUGUUGGAGAGCACGGCGCUGAUGACAUCACCGAAAGAAGAUCAUCACACCACACUGAUCCAGACACAGCCCAUGACCCAGGUGCUGGUUGAAGCUCUUUUUACCCACAAGCCCUCGAUGACAGUGAAGGUGUUCAUCAUCGUGGUCAGUUUAGUUCUGGGUCUGAUGAUCCUCGCCGCUCUCAUCUGGUGUCUGUGGAAGGCCGGUUUCUUCAAGAGGAAUCUCCAGAAAAAGGAGGAGUUCAACAGGGACAGCUGGGACUAUGUUCCCAAAGCCGACAACAGGGAGAGCACCUCCUAACCCCGGUGACCUUUGACCCCUGACCUUGUACUGAAGGAGUGUAUGAUGAGUCUGUGAACAGGAGCGGCAGGUGUCACAUGUUCUGAACGUCCACGUGUCCAGACGUGCACGUGAACACCUCGUGACUCUGACCUUUGACCUUUUACACAUCCGAAUGGUGGAAGGGGAUCAUUGAAGGGACGUGUGGACCAAUCAGAGCCCACCGUCGGGGCUUCCUGGGACGUGACACAUUGACCUUUUCUCUCAGGGGAUGGAAACCCCAGCUCUGAUUGGGCUGUGACUCUGAAGCCCCUCCCUCCUGUCACUCUCUGUACAUAAGUCAGAUGUAUGUUGGUUUUGUGCUUUCGUUCACCUGCUGACGACGCUCGAUGCACCGGUCAUAUGUUCACGAAGACGAGGCGUCGGGUCACAGCAGCGGAGACGAUUCCUCAGAAGAACACGAAGGAGCUUUGAAAUGUUUGAACACUGGCCCAAACGGAAAUUCUGAUGCAUCAAAUGAAGUCCAACAGCUGGUUUUCCAGGACCCUGGUGCUGGUGGAGCUGGAGGUGGGUCACUAUCAGAACCAGUUUGUUCUCAGGAUCUACUUUAGAAGAACCAGGACACAUAAUUCCACCUCGUCUCCUUCCUUUUUCUGUCCUCAUCACUGCAACCACACACUCAAGUGACAUGUGGUGACACUGGGCCCGUUUACACGACCAUAAAAAUCCAAUAACUGUCAGAAAUCGGAUAAUUGUAAUAAUCAGAUAUGACACAUUUACAUGCAUUUAAGAAAUAUGAUAAUCGGCAUAAGGUAAAUAUUUAAAUGAUGGGGCCUAAGAUGGUCCCCUGAGGGAUCCCAUUCUUAAUUUAAUGAUCAGUAAUAACCUGAUAACUCCACUAAUCAGAUAUUGAUCAGAGCAUUAGUGUGAAUGUAAACGGGGUCAGUGUCAUCAGUGUCCAUCUGUAGACCCACAUCUGAAAAUACAAUAAUGUAAACGUAUAAAUGACAGGCCUAAGACAAGUGACUGAGGGAUCCCAUUCUCAAUUUAAUGAAAUACAGAUUUAUGAUCAAUAAUAAUCUGAUAACUCCACUGAUCAGAUACCGAUCAGGGUAUUAGUGUGGAUGGAAGCGGGCUCAGUGAAGCUUUUCUUUUCUAGGAUUUACACGUUUUAAUACCAUGAUGACCAAAACAGCUUCUCUCUUGAUAUUAUUUUACAAUUAUUUAACGUUAUUUAUUUUUGCGUCCUCGUAACCGCCGAGAUGUGUUUGAUUUGUUUAAAGAACGGGACGAAACAAUCUGAAGAGAUCAACUGUUUUUCCUGAACCGUAGUCGAUGGUAUCAGAAGUAUCUCCAGAUCUGAAUAUGACAGAAUAGAUCAUGUCAAUGUAUCCAUGGAAACGGCUUCAGUUUCCCAGCAACAGCAGUGGACUUCAUCUGCCAGGUGUUGAGAUCCUCCAUUGGUGUCCAAACCCAAAAAAACAACAAAAACAUUUACUCUAGAGGAAAAGAGUCUGAGCUGCUCCAGAGUCUGGACGUCACACAUUUCUCUGUUUCUUUCAUCGCAUUUGUCGUAAAGAACAAAUGUGACGCGAUAUUAGAUGUGGUCCAGAUUCCUCAGUUCCUAAAUCUUCAUUUGGAUGGACCCUGAAUGUACCAUAGAGACACAGUAAGACUACAGGGAAGUGGACCCUGAAUGCACCACAAACACACAAUAUAAGAUAAUGAGCCCUGAACACACCAUAAAUACACAGACUGUAGGGCAUUAGACCCUGAACGCACCACAGACACACAUAGACUACAGGACAGUGGAUCUGAAUGCACCACAAACACACAGACUAUAGAACAGUGGUCCAUGAAUGCAUUACAAACACACAGACUAUAGGACAGUGGACCCUAAAUGUACCACAGUCACACAUAGAUUACAGGACAGUGGACCUGAACGCACCACAAAGACACAGCUUAUAGAACAGUGGUCCAUGAAUGCACCACAAACACACAUUAUAAGAUAAUGAGCCCUAAACGCGCCACAAACACACAAACUACAGGACAAUGGACUUGAACGCACCACAAACAUGCAGACUUUAGGACAGUGGACCCUGAAUGCAUCACAGACACACAUUAUAAGAUAAUGAGCCCUAAACGCGCCACAAACACACAAACUACAGGACAAUGGACUUGAAUGCACCACAAACAUGCAGACUUUAGGACAGUGGACCCUGAAUGCAUCACAGACACACAUAAUGUGACUACAGGCAGUAGACCAGAAGGCAUUACAAAGACACAAUCUGAGAACCCUGAAUGCACCUUGCAUACAGACUUUAGAAAAAAGGACCCUGAAUGCAUCACAAAUGCAGCUUGUUUGGUUUGAAGCCACACUUUGCCGCUGCAAACCCGACUCGUCCAACAUAUUUGGACUUUGGACGCUAAUUCUGUCCAACAAAAAUGUCGAUGUUGGGUGUGAUUGUUUUCCAUCAGCUCUUUUCUGAAGUUUUCAACAAAUGUGACAUGAUGUUCGACGUGAUCCAGAUUCCUCAGCUCCCAAACCCUCAUUUGACCUGGACAUGUUCUGGUUUAUCACAAAGAGGAACCCAACUGUGGACGACUACUUGAAAAAUCAAUGUUUAGAAAAUGUUGAUGUUGUUAAAAUUAUUUAACAGAAUGUUUUAAGCGUUAAAACGUCCCCCUUCCUCUGUUUUCAAUGUACAAAUGCACAUCACACACGGGUGUUUUUUAAUAUUUUAAUAAAUCAGUUGGUUUUGUUUAUGCACUGGAGUCUCACUGCUUUUAUCAAUGUCUGAAAAUAAAGGAUUUCUUAUUUAAUUAAACUGGAUUUUCUCAUCAUUUUAACAUCAGUAUUUCAGUUUUCACAUUAAAAAAAGAGCAUCUACAAACAGAUCAGUUGUACAUUUAACAUUAUAUCAUAGAAAAA
Messenger RNA from Sphaeramia orbicularis (orbiculate cardinalfish), 6452 nucleotides. RefSeq names its product integrin alpha 4 (gene itga4). Gene Ontology annotation, molecular function: integrin binding. NCBI's taxonomy places the organism in Eukaryota, Metazoa, Chordata, Actinopteri, Kurtiformes, Apogonidae. Bases 461 to 3541 code for a protein of 1026 amino acids. The transcript has 29 exons. The record is from RefSeq and is a predicted model, not a curated record. Gene Ontology annotation, cellular component: integrin complex; external side of plasma membrane. Gene Ontology annotation, biological process: cell adhesion mediated by integrin; cell-cell adhesion; cell-matrix adhesion.